AUGAGCUACACGCUGGACUCGCUGGGCAACCCGUCCGCCUACCGGCGGGUAACCGACACCCGCCCGAGCUUCAGCCGCGUCACCGGCUCCCCGUCCAGCGGCUUCCGCUCGCAGUCAUGGUCCCGCGGCUCGCCCAGCACCGUGUCCUCCUCCUACAAGCGCAGCGCGCUGACCCCGCGCCUCACCUACAGCACGGCCAUGCUCAGCUCCGCCGAGAGCAGCCUCGACUUCAGCCAGUCUUCGUCCCUGCUUAACGGCGGCUCUGGGCCGGGCGGCGACUACAAGCUGUCCCGCUCCAAUGAGAAGGAGCAGCUGCAGGGGCUGAACGACCGCUUCGCGGGCUACAUCGAGAAAGUGCACUACCUGGAGCAGCAGAACAAGGAGAUCGAGGCGGAGAUCCAGGCGCUACGGCAGAAGCAGGCCUCGCACGCCCAGCUGGGCGACGCGUACGACCAGGAGAUCCGCGAGCUGCGCGCCACCCUGGAGCUGGUGAACCACGAGAAGGCUCAGGUACAGCUGGACUCGGACCACCUGGAAGAGGACAUCCACCGGCUCAAGGAGCGCUUCGAGGAAGAGGCACGGCUGCGCGACGACACCGAGGCGGCCAUCCGCGCGCUGCGCAAAGACAUCGAAGAGUCGUCGCUGGUCAAGGUGGAGCUGGACAAGAAGGUGCAGUCGCUGCAGGAUGAGGUGGCUUUCCUGCGGAGCAAUCACGAGGAAGAGGUGGCCGACCUGCUGGCCCAGAUCCAGGCGUCACACAUCACCGUGGAGCGCAAAGACUACCUGAAGACAGACAUCUCGUCGGCGCUGAAGGAGAUCCGCUCCCAGCUCGAAUGCCACUCGGACCAGAACAUGCACCAGGCCGAAGAAUGGUUUAAGUGCCGCUACGCCAAGCUCACCGAGGCUGCCGAGCAGAACAAGGAGGCCAUCCGUUCCGCCAAGGAAGAGAUCGCCGAGUACCGGCGCCAACUGCAGUCCAAGAGCAUCGAGCUCGAGUCGGUGCGCGGCACCAAGGAAUCCCUGGAGCGGCAGCUCAGCGACAUCGAGGAGCGGCACAACCACGACCUUAGCAGCUACCAGGACACCAUCCAGCAGUUGGAAAAUGAGCUUCGGGGCACAAAGUGGGAAAUGGCUCGUCAUUUGAGAGAAUACCAGGAUCUCCUCAACGUCAAGAUGGCUCUAGAUAUCGAGAUCGCUGCAUACAGGAAACUCCUGGAGGGUGAAGAGACCAGAUUUAGCACAUUUGCAGGAAGCAUCACUGGGCCGCUGUAUACACACCGACAGCCCUCCAUCACAAUAUCCAGUAAGAUUCAGAAAACCAAGGUAGAGGCUCCCAAGCUAAAGGUCCAACACAAAUUUGUCGAGGAGAUCAUAGAGGAAACCAAGGUGGAAGAUGAGAAAUCAGAAAUGGAAGAAGCCCUGACGGCCAUUGCAGAGGAAUUGACAGUCUCCAUGAAAGAAGAGGGCAAGGAAGAAGAGCCUGAAGAAAAGAAAGAGAAAAAAGAAGCCGAAGAAGAAGUUGUAGCUGCCAAGAAGUCUCCAGUGAAAGCUACUGCACCUGAACUUAAAGGAGAGGAGGAAGAGGGCAAAGAGGAAGAGGAAGAAGAGGAGGGCGCUAAAUCAGACCAAGCUGAGGAAGGAGGAUCUGAGAAGGAGGUUUCUAGUGAAAAAGAGGAAGGUGAGCAGGAAGAGGAAGGAGAAACGGAGGCUGAAGGUGAAGGAGAGGAAGCCGCCGAAGCUAAGGAGGAAAAGAAAAUGGAGGAAAAGGGUGAAGAAGUGGCCCCCAAGGAGGAGCUCGUGGCAGAAGCCAAGGUGGAGAAGCCGGAGCAAGCCAAGUCCCCGGUGGCAAAGUCACCAGUGGAAGAGGUGAAGCCCAAAGCAGAAGCUGGAGCCGAGAAAGGAGAACAGAAAGAGGAGGAAGGGAAAGUGGAGGAAGAAAAGAAGGAAGAAGCAAAGGAAGCUCCCAAGGAAGAGAAGGGAGAGAAAAAGGAGGAGAAGCCAAAGGAUGUGCCAGAGAAGAAGAAGGCUGAAUCCCCAGUGAAGGAGGAAGUCGUGGAGGAGGUGGUCGCCAAAUCAGUAAAGGUGAGCUUGGAGAAGGAUGCCAAGGAGGAGGAAAAGCCACAGAAGCAGAAGGAGAAAGAGAAGGAGAAGGAGAAAGCGGAAGAGGUGGGGAAGAAGGAGGAGGGAGGUUUGAAGGAGUCCAGGAAGGAAGACAUAGCCAUCAAUGGGGAGGUGGAAGGAAAAGACGAGAAAGAGCAGGAAACUAAGGAGAAGGGCAGUGGGGGAGAAGAGAAGAAAGGGGUUGUCACCAAUGGGCUAGACGUGAGCCCAGCAGCUGAAAAGAAGGGUGGUGAUAAAGGUGAGGAGAAAGGGGUGGUGACCAAAAUGGUAGGAAAAACCACCAGUGAGGGGGGAGAUGGUGCUACCAAGUAUAUCACCAAAUCUGUAACCGUCACUCAAAAGGUCGAAGAGCAUGAAGAGACCUUUGAGGAGAAAUUAGUGUCUACUAAAAAGGUAGAGAAGGUCACUUCACACGCCGUAGUAAAGGAAGUCACCCAGAGUGACUAA
Mesoplodon densirostris (Blainville's beaked whale) is the source of this 2568-nucleotide messenger RNA. RefSeq names its product neurofilament medium chain (gene NEFM). The transcript has 3 exons. Gene Ontology annotation, molecular function: structural constituent of cytoskeleton. NCBI's taxonomy places the organism in Eukaryota, Metazoa, Chordata, Mammalia, Artiodactyla, Ziphiidae. The coding region runs from base 1 to 2568 and encodes 855 amino acids. Gene Ontology annotation, cellular component: axon; cytoplasm; intermediate filament. Gene Ontology annotation, biological process: neurofilament bundle assembly. The record is from RefSeq and is a predicted model, not a curated record.